AUGCAUUUAGCAGAGGGCAAUGUAAUCAAAGCGGUGGCGUCAUCAGUGUGUCAGUCCACUCGAGGACAGAUCAGCAUAACCGGUCUCCGUGGUCUCCCAAAGGCGCGUCGUCGCGACCGGAUCUCUGCAUGGUCAUUGGCCAUAGUGACUGUCGCUUCUUACAACCAAACGAGUCCUGCACUAAUUAUAUCGCUGAACUGUCCCGUUGCAGAUUAA
Leptosia nina is the source of this 216-nucleotide messenger RNA. Lineage: Eukaryota; Metazoa; Arthropoda; Insecta; Lepidoptera; Pieridae. The record is from the annotation of a GenBank genome assembly.